GUUUCUGCCACAAGUUUAGUCAUGUUCGAUAUUCGGGCUCCAGACGAUGUUGUCUGGUGGAUUAUUGCUGCUAUUAUCAACAUGUCUGGGCCGUCUUCCCAGGUUGUGAAUAAAUAUUAGUUUACUGAAACUUCAGCUGAAACUUUGGUUGAUUAUUUAUUUUUAAAUGAUUUUUUGGCUCUGAUAGAAACACCCUUCAGUCUGCAGUUGCAUGGCCCUUGGUGAUGUGCACUGUCUUGAGUAAUUACAUUGUUCUCUUUGUCCUCAACACCCCCCUCAUGUGAGGAGAUUAGCUCAGAGUAAUUUGUCAGAUGUGAUAAGGCAGUGCUUGGAGCAACUAAGAAAGCAUAGCGUAAGCUGGGAUUUCUGCAAAGUAAAGUCAGUGGUGAGUGCAGAGCUGCUUUGUCUUUACAGUAUGGGCCAAGCCGCUGUCCGGACUUGUGGAAGAAGCAAGUCCUAUGUUACAGAGCUGUAUGAAUGGUUCAGAAAGUUUGUUAUCGAGUGUCCAAGUGGGCUAAUCGCUCUUCACGAGUUUCAAAGGCAUUUCUGUGAUGGAACUGUGGGCAGUGAGUCAGCAGAGUAUGCAGAACAGAUUUUCCGCACGCUCGACAGCAAUGGGGAUGGGGUGGUUGACUUCAGAGAGUAUGUCAUGGCCAUCAGCAUGCUUAUUGAAGGUUCAGCUGUUGAGAAACUGCGCUGGUCAUUCAAGCUCUAUGACAAAGACCGAGACGGAGCCAUCUCAAAGGAGGAAAUGCUGGAGAUCAUGCAGGCUGUUUAUAAGAUGAACGUGGCUGCUGGUUUAACCAAACCCAACCCACUUACAGCUGAAGAAUGCACCAGCAGGAUAUUUGUGAGAUUAGAUAAAGACAAUAACGCGAUCAUCAGUCUGGAAGAGUUCAUAGAGGGAGCGCUGGAUGAUAAUUGGAUCAGAGAGAUGCUGGAAUGUGACCCGAGCACCGUGAAGGUGGGGAGGCCGCUGAAGAGGGACACCGCUUUGGAAAACCCACGGUUAAUUUGAAGUGGUUCACUAUUUAGGCACACUGGACCAGC
Messenger RNA from Neolamprologus brichardi, 1050 nucleotides. RefSeq names its product guanylyl cyclase inhibitory protein. NCBI's taxonomy places the organism in Eukaryota, Metazoa, Chordata, Actinopteri, Cichliformes, Cichlidae. Gene Ontology annotation, molecular function: calcium ion binding. The record is from RefSeq and is a predicted model, not a curated record.